AUGGGCCGCGACCAGAACAGCCAAAACUUCGCCUGGGUUGGCGGCCAAGACCCUUGCACCAAAGCCGUCUUCAUCGGCGACGGAUGCAACGAGGUCAGGCAAUUCAAAGACAAUCCCAACCUCUUGUUCGAGGUCAGAGGGUGUGGCAUCCUCGACCCAAUCACCAAUAGCGAGAGGACCAGGGAGAUCUGGACUUUCGGGGCUGAUCAAACCGCUGAUCAGGCUACUCUGCUGUCCAGCUGUAAUGUUGUUGCUCCGCCGAGGCUGGGGUGUGGAUUCUUCUCCGACAAGAAUUUCAUUCAGAACUUCGGUUGCGAUUUCUAG
Molecule: messenger RNA, 324 nt
Organism: Cyphellophora attinorum
Lineage: Eukaryota; Fungi; Ascomycota; Eurotiomycetes; Chaetothyriales; Cyphellophoraceae
Exons: 1
Coding region: 1-324 (107 amino acids)
Source: RefSeq, a predicted model, not a curated record